This is a messenger RNA of Drosophila miranda, 4254 nucleotides long. It is a transcript of the gene Teh1, whose product is annotated as protein tipE. Lineage: Eukaryota; Metazoa; Arthropoda; Insecta; Diptera; Drosophilidae. Gene Ontology annotation, molecular function: sodium channel regulator activity. Gene Ontology annotation, biological process: regulation of sodium ion transport. Bases 1030 to 1869 code for a protein of 279 amino acids. The transcript is spliced from 3 exons. The record is from RefSeq and is a predicted model, not a curated record.
CUCCUCAAAACGCUGGCGUCGCUGCUGCCGUCGCGUCGUUGACUAAACUCGACUGUUGUGGCGGCUCUGCCGUAGCUGGUGGCAUUAGUUUUGGACACUCCGAGAGGCACGUCAGGGCCAAGCGCGCGCGCUUCUCGUGUCGAUUCUGUCUGUCUGUCUAUAUGUGUGCGUGUGUGUGUGUGUGCGUGCGUGCGUGCGGAAAAGCCAGCGCCAGAGCCAAUGGCACUAUUGGCAUUUUCUAAUUCUAUGGCAAAUAUCGUGCCGUAAUCGGCGUAGCAUUGUGCAAAAUACGAAAAUCCCACAAGCAUUCUCUACUCUAAAAAGUGAAAAAAAAAUAAAUAAAUCAAGUGAAAGUGCCGCCCCCUCCUCCCUCCAUCCGGCAGCAACAACGUUAGCAACAAAAUCAAAAAACCGCGUGGGCUGCAGGGCAGCAGCUGCCAUUUCUGCUCUUGAAAUGAUCCAAUGAGCGGCCAAAUAAAUGACAGAAAUUGUGUGAGGGGAAACCGCCAGGGAGCGCAGUGAACUACAAUUUAAAACCAAUGAACACCAGAGCGGCGCCUCUCUCUCACUUUUUUCUGACUGUGAAACAGCUGUUUCGCCCUUACCUAGCUAGCUAGCCAGCCUGUCAUCCGUCUCUCAUUUGCACCCUCUCUAUGUCGCCUGGCCUCUCUGCGCCGAAGCGUGUGUACAUAACCUCAAUAUCCGAAUUGCGCUGCUUCUCUCUAUGUUGCGGUAGGUAGGCAGAGCACGACGCUGCCGCUGCCACUGCCGCUGUCAACGCCGGCUGCAAUCUGCCCCUCUCUGUCGCACACCCAGCACAACACCCACAUAUAUACGGUUGAAGUGCAACGCGAGGAACCAGAACCAGAACCAGGACCAUCCGAAGCAGUAGCAGAAGCAGAAGCACGACGCACUCGUUGAUGCCGUUGCAGCUGCUGCUGCGACGCGAACGCCAACGCCGACGCCAAGGACGAUAGCAGCAGCAGCAACAAUCAGCAACAUCAGCGCCCUGUGUGCACGGACAAUAAUAUGAGGAGUGGCAGUUCGGAAUUACUACUCGAGCAGCAACAACAAGAGCUACGGUUACGUAAAAUCCGAGAACUGGCUCCAAAAAAGAAAAAUGGCAAUCGGCGCUUUCGCUCGUGGCGGGAACGUGCGCGUUUCUACGGCACCUCGACUCUGGCCUUCUUCUCGGUGACCGCCGGUGCUUCGCUGCUCUUCCUGGUGCCGCUCUACGUGGACCCGGCCAUCUCCACGCUGAGCCACGAUUUCAUCGAGAAUCCCACGCUCUGCACAACCACGCGUCGCGAGGAUCUGGUGGGCAUCUUUAACUGCUCCUGGAGCUCCUGCCGCGAGGGCUGCACCUCUGACCUCUACCGCUGCGUGCAUAUCUACGUGACGUUCAUCGAGCAGAACAUUACCAUUCCGGAGAACAUGACCGACUUUAGCAACUACACGGCCGACUGGGAGCAGUCCGGGGAGGCCACGCUGCUAGUGAACAUUAAGGGCUGCGGCUACCCGCCCACGGUCACGUGCAAGACCUUCAACGACUACUACGGCGCCGACGGCGCCAUCUAUCCGUGCUACUACUCGCGGAAGAACAAGACCGUAGUGCUCACGUCCUACAGUCACGACGAUCAGGUGGCCGUGAUCAUAAAUUUUUUCGCGGUGCCCUUUGUGAUAACGGUCAUCUCAUCCAUCGCCUUGUGCAUCAUGCACUGCGACUGCCGCUGCAAAAAGGACCGCAGCCAUCGACGCAAUCGUCCGCAGUGCCGAAGGCCGCGCAUCGAGAAUCUCAGCGACACUUCGAUAUCUACGCGAGUGGACAUGCUCACGCCUGCUAUUGAAGUCUACAAGCCGCCGCUCUGACAUAAGGACGACACUGUGGAGAGCAAUUUGGGGAAUCCAUCAACGAGUAGCGACUUCUAGCAGAGCCUAAUAGCGACACCCUGCGGAACCAGCUACGGAUAAUCUCUUUGUUCUUCCAACUCAGUGUCAAUCCCAAUCGAAAUCCGAACAGAGAAGAGUGGAGUGGAGUGGAGAGACUCUGUGCAGACAGACACUAUCAGAGGUUUUGGGGGAAAACUAGCAGAACAGAAAUCAGAUGACACACACAGAAAUUCAUAAUUGAUCCAACUGAAUAAUUCCUAAGAUUGAUUAAAUUUAGUUACUUUUUAGCAUACGAGUAAAUGAUUUUUAAACCAAGCAAAGUGAAGGAGAAACCAAAGGGUUACCACAUGGGAAAUGGAAAUGGAAAACAGAAAAAGCAAAGAAAAGAAAGGAAAGGAAAACCUAGCUAUAAGCCACGGCAUGAGUGGAGUGGAGUGGCAUAUUAUGUACACGAGUAUUUGUAUUGUAGCCGUAUCUGUGUGUACGAAUUAAAGGAUGCAAAUUAGGCAAUGUGUAAAUUUAGUUAAAAACCGAAAUCAUUAUGGAAACCAGAGGAAACCAAAAGAAAAAUGCAAUGAAUAAUUUUUGUACCGCUGAAUGAGAAAAACAAAAACGAAAACGAAAACCAAAACCAAAACCAGAAUAUAAAUAUAAGUGUACAAUUUUGCAUAGGUAACGAAUAAGUUUGUAAUGCAUUAGUAAUAACAGAAAUACCACACAACAAAAGCAACCAGAUCCACUAAAAAUGCAAAUGAAAAUUCGGAAGGGAAUGGAAAUUCGGCCAGCGGCAGACAGUUUAGGCUUCGGUUAAUUGCUCCACACAGAUCAGAUAUAGACACGCCAUGCCACGCCUCAGUUACGUAUUAGGAUCCGCCCACAAAUAGGAAUUCAACGUUUUAGGGUUCUGUUGUAGAAUUUUGAAAUAAUUUCGUCCUAGACGAAUGCCCCCGCCCCCCGCCCCCCCGUUCACAAAGUGCCCCAAGUUGAGAGAGAUUUGGUCAAAUCGUUAUUCAGUUCGUUAUUGAUUUGGAGUCCCGUCUUUGUGAAAGGAAACGAAGGAAAAUGUUUAGCGAUUAAUUGAGUAAUGCAAGUUUUUUGACUGUGAUCAUUUGAAUGGUAUAUAAAGAGAUAUGAUAUUAUGAAAAUUAUGAAAAGCAAUUUACUUCUCACUCUUGAUUCAAUCAUCCAUCAAUCAAGCUAGCACGCCAGGGAUUUCCACGUUUCCACAUCAGUAUCUAUGCGUAAUGUAGGUAGUUCUAUCACGAUAAUCACAUUUAUUACGAAUACGAAUACGGUCUGUAGUUGUUAUUAUUAUUAUCUUUGGUUUCGAGGCUGAUCGCACACUCACACAAAUUUGUGCUUGACAAUAUUUGAUUUCUAAAAGGAAAGAGAAAGGCAAACACUUUCGCUUUAACCUGGCUAUCAAUCACUCCACCACUAAAAAUCGCUGCGCCCAAUUUGUAACUACAUAAAAACCGCUUAUUCUGUUCCACAUUGAGAUACAGAGGCUUUGUAUGGACGAGGAGUACGAGGCAGACGGCAGAAGGCAGAAGGCAGGAGAUAUUGAAUGUUAACAUUUAUUUGUAUAAGCUGCAGAACAUUGUUGGAAUUAGAGGAACCUGCAUAGUUUUUUGAUAUUCAUGUAGAUACAUGUAAAUGCCACUCACUAAACUUAAGACAAGGACGAGAUAUGGCUAACGACGGCAUCAAGGAUAAUUGCAUUAUAUUUGUAAUAUCAAACUGUUCAUAGUUAAGGCAUAACAAAACAGAGAAUGAGAAAUAGUAACGAAACAACACGAAUAAUAAGAGUACAUGUAUAUAAGCUGACUAGUGAUUGGACGAGUAAUGGAAACUUUUCGAGGGCAAUACUCAAUGAAACAAAUGAAGCUACAACAGAGUGCAUAUAAUUUUGAUAGUUAAGAUAAUUUUAAUACAUUUUUUAAGACACCAGCAAGGCAAACCAGACGAAAAACAAAACAACAAAAAAUAAACUAAGGAAAACCCAAAACAGGAAGGGCCCCGAAAACAUUGCGUUUCCAUUUUUUUACACACAUCCCCUCCGCUCCCCGCCCCCCUCACACACUGGAUCGUUGAUUGGUUUUGUUGUUACAAUAAAAUAAUGCAAUAAGAUUCGAAUAAUUCCUUCUAUUAUUGUUAUUAAAUUAUGAAUUGUUAUGAGCAAAAUUUGAAUUUCGAAAUUUGCACAAUGAUUUUUGAUACACCGCAAAUUGGCUUGGAGGCGAAAUUCGUUUUGUAAUCGAGCAGGUGAGAGCAUGUCCAGCAUUCGGAGCGGACAGUGAACAUUUAUUUAUACAUACGAGAAUAUAAUGACGAGAGAAAUAAUCGAAAAUAAUAGAACUAGAA